This is a messenger RNA of Poecilia latipinna (sailfin molly), 3767 nucleotides long. RefSeq lists its product as uncharacterized. The record is from RefSeq and is a predicted model, not a curated record. The transcript is spliced from 5 exons. The coding region runs from base 3000 to 3767 and encodes 255 amino acids. Gene Ontology annotation, molecular function: protein tyrosine kinase binding; MHC class II protein binding. Gene Ontology annotation, cellular component: external side of plasma membrane; membrane raft. Gene Ontology annotation, biological process: interleukin-15-mediated signaling pathway; T cell activation; positive regulation of ERK1 and ERK2 cascade. Lineage: Eukaryota; Metazoa; Chordata; Actinopteri; Cyprinodontiformes; Poeciliidae.
AUGGCAGUAUUGCUCAUCAAAACGUUGCUUGGCGACCGUUUUAAUUAGAAACACCUGCAGCCUCUGGUUCACAUUGGAAGUUUUUUUUACCUGCUUUGUUUGAUGAAACUCUAUUUUAUACUGAGGACUCAGGUUAUAAGAACAUUUUUAUAUUAAAGAUCUGGCUUUUGCUACAUAUAAACAUAUUUCAGAAUAUUUCAUCAGUGAAAAUGUCCAGAUUUUCUCCCUGUUGAUCAAAACUUCAAGAACUUUCUGCUUCUCCUCCGAAUGAAAAGUCGUAAAUAUCCUUGUAUCCACGACCAGUCUGACAUUUAAAUGCUCCAGCUUGCAGCACUGUGGUGCUUUCGCAGCAGAAUCAUUUCCUCAGUCUCCUGUGGAUUCUGGCGUGCAGCGUCAAGCUCAGGGUUCAUGUUCAACAGUUUUUCACUAAGCCAAAGUACAAUAAAGCCCAGCAGAGGGGAAAUGAGAUGGAGGAAGUCUGUGGUCGCCCUGCAGUCAGCAGGAAAGCAGCAGGAAGCAUCAGUGAACCCACAAUGGAGCCCGGCAACGAGAAAAAACCCCAUAGCAACACUUCAAGUCUGCUGUUCAACAGGACUGGUGGAAAAUCGAUUAAUCAUGAAAAAGGAUCAAACUGAACACUUUACUUUUAGGUUACUUGGUGCUUUUUCCUAUCUAUUGGACCUUUAACUCUGGUGGAGAAUAGAAGAUAAUCCAAGAAUCUCCCAAAUGUAUGAAAUGAGAAGAUAUUCUCUGAAAUAUCUCAAUAAUGCAGCAAAUGAAUCAAAAUGGACUGAAUCAAAAGUCCUUCUGUUAAACUAAAGUCUCUGAGCUCAGAACACAGUUCAUUGUUCCUCUUUUUUAAAAAUCUCUAUAAGGAAUGUUUUAAUGAAAAUAUUUAUGGAUAUAAAUAUCUCUCUUCCUGAUUGUAGACCAGAGGAUAUGUAUUUAACCCCGCGCUGCCAGGUUCUCUGAACGUUUAGAGAGGCCGUGUGUCUCUGACCUCCAGCUGUUUCCAGAAGCUUCAUCUGAGCUGAAAUCAUCCAGGAAGUCUGGGAAUGAAGCUGCUCUCUGCUGGACUGGGGCGGAGACGCGGCUCUGCCAGGUACGGCCCGUGUAAAGUUUGAGCCGUCGGGUUAAAUUUCUGUAGGUCUGACCCUCAGGAGUCCACAGAGGAUCAUCCUCCUGAACCAGCUGGUUUAUACACCGAGAUUUUACAAAGUUUGUUCAUGCUAACACAGGAAACGGUCUCUAUGCGUUUUUAUUCCCAAAAUAGGAAACGCUAAUAAAGGAACGCUGAUUCAUCUCUGUUCCUCCCUGUAUGCUUAAAAUUAACUCUUUAGCAGAAUUUUUUGUAUCUAUUUUGAAGAAUUUCCAGAAAGCUGACAUGUUUCAGUGCUGCUCAAAACGUAAAGGUCCAUGUUGGUCUAAAUGUUGUGGCAGUCGCUGCUUUGACUUGGUGAUUUUUCACUUUUUAUUUUUGGCAACUUUGCGCUUCCAUAUUUGUGGACAAACAAGGAGCAGAAGGACGAACAAACAGGAAUUGGUUUUUGGCCUGUAGUUUGUUGAGCAGUAAAGACGCAUGUUCUCCUGGAUUCUCCUUGUUCUUUUCCUGGAGUGUUGCAUUUCAAAAAUACGGUAUGUUUUUCUUUCCUUUUUUUAUGUUUAUUUUUACAUGAUUAAAAAACAAAGCGAGUAUAUGAAGAUGAUGUGGUUGUUCCCAGCAAUCAGUGUAAUCUAAUUUUUUUUUAGUUGAACUUGCAUCAGAUUUGUUGUUAUUGAUCCAGACAGAAAUGAUAAACUUAUUUUAUUUUGGAUUCAUCCAGAGGAAAUGAAGCUGCGGUCCGGUUACCUCGGGACAGAGUCCAGUUUGACGUUACGUUCGGCGGCGGUUUUCAUCCCCUCACUAUCCAUGCACCAGUCGUGGUUCAUGUUUGGUACCAACAGUCUUAGUGAGCCGAUCAUUUCCACACGGCGCUAAACAAACUCACUGGAGAUUUGUGACUUCUGACCACUUAGACAUGAAGUUGGACAUUUGUAUCUUAAAUUAGCAUCCUGGAAAACUCCUUAUAACAAAUCCACCUGUUCUCCUUCCCUUCCCUGGUUUAAUGGAUGCAUUACCUCAGCCAUGGGUUCCUCUAGAACGUUUUGGUGAAAUGUUUGAACUAACAACGUUUUAUAAUGAUUGGUGUUGUGAUUAUCAAAGCAAUUGCAAACUAAACAUUAAACGAUGAGCUUGUGUCAUUAUUCAGAGCAGCUAAUAUUAUAGAAGUAGUUUGGCUGCUUAUAAAAUUAACCAAUUACAUUUGAAAUUUUGAGUGCCUGACUUUUAACUCUGACCUUGAAAAGCCUGAGAGCUGAAAUGUUACAUAUCAAAUAAAGUUUGUAGCUACUUUUCCCCCUAAGCUACAAUAAAUAUGAGUGCAUUUUAAACAGUAAACUGCUGCCUAAUGGUUUUUGACUGCUUAGAGCAUAAAAAAUGACCAAAACGGAAGUGAAAGAUGUUAAAUGUAUUGAGAUGUUAAAGGAAGGCGUUUGUUUCGUCGGUGUGAGCAGUUGUGGUGUUGCUGUGAAAACGGAUCCCUGCUGCUGCACAUUUUCACCAAAGCACUUCCUCCUUCACUUCUCAUGAAGGCUGAGAUAAAAUUGGAAGUAAGUUUCAUUAAAGCUUUUAAACUUUUAUUUGAAAACUUUUGUUCACUUUCAGUUCACUUUUUCUUUCUAGCUGUGAGAAACGCCUCUGUCUCUCAUGUGCUUCGUGGCUGAACACAAUAUUCACCAAAUGGCUUAAAUAUAAGUUCUUUUUGAACAUUUAAACUUGGUUAUGUUAAAAUAUACCAACAUUUAAUGAAGAUUAACCUGUUCUUUAAAAACUUAUAAUUGAGAUAAAGAAGUCUAAAUAAACAUAAGCGAUGAGGAAGUAUCACCUCUCUAACAGGAAGUACAGAUGACCUUCAAAAAGCUGCUCAUACCAGACACUUUAUUUAGUCGGAACAAGAACGAUGCGUCGAACAAUGACUGAACUAAAACGGAUUAAAGUUCAUUUAUUUCUGAUCCUGGGGCUUCAGUUUACUGUGUGUGCAGAUGGAUCAUCUGUUUUCGUGAGAUCUGGGGAUAACACGGUUUUGUCUUGCCAAGAUGUGAUAAAUGGUCAGAUAAACUGUAAUGGUACCGUAUGGGUCUAUAGUAACACCAGCUACUCAGUAGAACUGGUUACACUGGGAAAGGUUAACAAUGAUCAGAGUAAAUCUAACAGACUGAGUGUUGCAGCAAACUGUUCUCUGGUAAUGAGGAACAUCACAGUGAAGGAUGCUGGUUAUUAUAAUUGCCAACAAUAUAAAUCUGGAACUGAACCCAGUAAACACAUUCUGGUUCAUCAGUCUGGAGUUUCUCUGUCUGUCGUCCACAUGACUAAACAGAAGGAUACAGAUAAAGUGACAUUAAACUGCUCUGUGGAGACGCGUGGUGACUGUGGAUACAGAGUGAAAUGGCUGCAUAACUGUUAUACUGGGAGUAUCGCUUUGAUCAACUGUGCAACACGACACUCUGGCUGCUCUGCUGCAGUUUGUUUUAUGCAGGAUUUCUACUCACAGAGCUGUGAGUUCAAGUGUGAAGUCAUAAACGGUGAAACCAAACAGGCCUUCAACUUCAACCGUCAGUCCACAGAAGAUAAAUCAGGCGAAACGACAUGCAACGCAACAAAAAAACUUGAAGAUACCACAACAUCAGUUCCGACUAGAAAUUCUUUGUCCAAUGAAGGUAAUGAAUGA